GGAAACAAAUUAAAAAUUGCCUAUGUACAAUCCAUGGAUUAACCAAUGAAAUUUAUAUUCUGUAAACAAUAAAAUACAUUUUUACUAUCUCACUUACACUUCAUUUGAUGGUUCACAAAUCAUACACCCACUCGCAGAAUUAAAUAUUUGGACAAACAUAUCCGUGUAUUUACUACUACUAAGAUACAAUUUAAAUAAAACGUAAACGUUCUCUGUUUACAAUCACAUUCUCACGAUUAACACUAUCCUGUCAACAACAGUAACAACAAAAAACCCCAACAGAAUUCAUAAUGAAAGUAUUGGGAAUUUGUAUUGUAGUUACACUAAUAUUCAGUGGAAUAAAUUGUGUAAAAAAUAAGAAAGUUAAAUGUUAUCGAUGUACCGAUUGUCCUAAUCCAUUCGAUAAAACUCAAAUAACUGAAUUAGCUAAUUGUAAUUUUUGUCGAACGGUUUACACUUAUCGUGAUGAAGAUAAUUAUAGAAUUGCAAAAGAUUGUGUAGCAAGUUGUGUUCCACAAGAUCGUCGUGGUGGUAAAGCUGGCCUAGUAACUGAAUGUUGUGAUGAAGAUUAUUGUAAUGCAUCACCUAAACAUUAUUCUAUUUCAUUUUUAUUAAUUACCAGUUUUACAAUUUUCAUUAUAUAUGCUAAUAAAUUCAUAUAUUGAACCAUUACUUCUCUCUCUAUCGCUCUUGCUCGCUCGUUCUCUCACUCAUUUCACUUAUUUUUAAUUCCCAUUUUUUUUAAAAAAAAAUGUUUUUUCUCUUGGCUUAAUAGUAUCUAACUCUCGUUUUUUAACCAAUAGGAAUCUAUAGAUGUCAUUGUUGUUUUUGUGUUCUAUUCUUCUUAAUCUAUAUUAUUUCCCUAAAUAUAAAAUGGAUCAAUAAACAAGAGAUCAUUAUAGUUGCUAUGCAUUAUAUCUAUGUCUAUAUCUAUAUCUAUCUAUCUAUAUAUAUACAUAUAUAUAUCAGUAUAAUGACAAGUAUUUUGUGUAAUAACCUUUCUGAAUACAAUUGUUGUAAUUAUCAAUUACAAAUUGUAGUUUCUUGUUAUUGAACAUUGUGAUUCUGACAAUACGAUUACUAUUAUUAUUAUUGCUAAUGAACCCUUAAGAUUAUGUUUUGUUCCUUUUCUAAUCAAUCUUAACAGUGUGUUGUGUUUCAUUUCAAAGUAAACUUUAUAACCAACUUAUUGAAUGAAUAUUGUUAUUGUUUUAAGUGAGUAGGUUGUAAUUUUGUCAUGGGUUAUUAUUAAUAAGAAGGAAUAGAUAAAGCAUAUUCUCUAUAUUAUUUUUGUCUUGUUCUCCCGUUCUCGCUUGUUAUAUCUUUGUGUGUAUGUUUGUUUGUUUGUUUGUUUUAAUUAAACCUUUAUUAGAUUGAGUUUAUAAUUAAGCUUCAAUUUUGGAUUUUGUAUGGAUUAUUGAUUUUUAUGUUGUAUACUAUUCACAGAAAUAAAAUGAAUUUCCAUGUUUUGUUUACUUAUUUAAACACAUGAACAUUGGUACAAGGAAGCACCAAACAGGUAUGCGCCACAUAAAUCACUGGGUUUGUGUGAGGGCUGAGGUACAGUUUGGGUACCAAAAUCGAAACAGGUGGUUUUUUUGGGGUGUCACACCUCGAGCCUUCGAUAUAAAGUUGUGAUCCACAAGGCAGUGGAGCAACGUCAGAAGAUACAGUCCCAUGGUAGUCGGUGACCAAUAAUUGGUUCCCUCAGGAUCGUGGAUCUCAUGUGCACCACUGGUUUAGAAUCAGGGUUUUCCAAUUCCCCUAGGUGGACUCUCUGUAUUUACUAACCCGGUUUUAGCGCCCGACAUACGCUUUUUGUCCUCUCGAU
This is a messenger RNA of Schistosoma haematobium, 1831 nucleotides long. RefSeq lists its product as uncharacterized. The record is from RefSeq and is a predicted model, not a curated record. The transcript has 3 exons. Bases 291 to 665 code for a protein of 124 amino acids. Lineage: Eukaryota; Metazoa; Platyhelminthes; Trematoda; Strigeidida; Schistosomatidae.